Molecule: messenger RNA, 1203 nt
Organism: Papaver somniferum (opium poppy)
Lineage: Eukaryota; Viridiplantae; Streptophyta; Magnoliopsida; Ranunculales; Papaveraceae
Exons: 2
Coding region: 42-1001 (319 amino acids)
Source: RefSeq, a predicted model, not a curated record
AGUUUCAUCAAUUCAAAUAUCUGUGUAUUCAUCUCUCAAUCAUGACAUCUUAUCACGAUGAGAAAAUGACGAUAGAGGAACUGCGGUUCUUCUACAGGAUUGAUCGAGAGAUUUACAGAUAUUUAGCAAUUACCUUAGGGAAAGAUCCUUUGCGUUCGAUGGCAAUUAUUGCUUUAUGGAUUUCCAUGGAAGAGAUGGGGUAUCCAAGUAUCAUACUUGAAUUGCUUACAUACCAAAGCGAUAUCAUAACGAAUUCCGCAUGCGACGAAGCAGAAUGGGCAGUAUAUUAUAUCAUUACCGGUACUCCUCCUCCUCCUCCUUUUUACCGCACUGCAGUAACGGACAUGAAUACAACGUUAACACUGAUACGAGAUUCUGGGUCUGCAAUGUACGUUUCUAUGAAAUAUCUGUUCGAACAUGGAGCAAUUGGGUAUUCUUCUCUCAAACAAAUAAUAGGAAAUCUUUGCUCCAUAAUGUUUGCAGAUAUCUUGAGAAAAGCAAUGUUGAAGAAUGGUUUCGGUGACAAUCCUAAUGAUCUGGUUAAUGAUCGUGCUGAUGAAGACACUAAUAUUCCCGAGGUAGAACUCGAUAAUUCGGCACCAAUUAAGGUCGAGGCAGGUUCGUCAUCUGGUACUACACAGGGUGAGAAUAUUUCUGAAUUUGUUAGGACCUCGUCAUUCUUGACAACAUUUGAGGAACAACCAACAGUAGAAAUUAUUCCACCAUGUAAACGAACUUUGUUCGUUAUAUUCUCUAGAGGAUUUCCAAUUUCAGAAGAUCAAAUUCGUGAAUUCUUGGUCAGGACGAAUGGUGAAAAUUGUGUUGAAAGCAUCUGCAUGCAACAAGUUAGGCCCCCUCAACGACGUCAACCAAUGUAUGCUAUGAUUGAAUUCCAUGCAACCGAAACAAUUGAUAAGAUCCUAGCCGGAGAAGAUAAAGUUCGCUUUUUCAUUAGUGGAUGUCAUAUCCAGGCCAGAAGACUUGAAGCAAGGGAAGGCUAGCUGUCGUUAAUAGGCGUGCAACAUUUACUGGGAUCCAUAGUCUUAUAAUAAAAUUACAUACUGUUUGUCAUCGUUUGGAAGGCACUAUUGCCUUGGAAUUUUCUGUUUAUGUUUCUACAAAACUGCUCCCUUCAUGAGCUUUGGUUAAAUGCACCAGAAUCAAUAAUCUGUUUCUUAUUAACUGUGCUCACUGAAUAUUUAU